AUGGGGACAACCAUAGCCCUUACUGUCGUGAUGGGUUUACCUGGUGCAGGUAAAUCAACUCUGUGCGAAACUCUUGCCUCAGCAUCCAGCGAAAACCCUGAUCUUGAAGGUUUCAUUUUCAUUCAUGUUUGUUUUGACACUUUGAUUCCAUUGUCCCUUCAAGAGAAAUUUGUCGAGGCUAAAAAAGCAGGAGUUGAAGAUACGGCUGAGAGUUGGAAACAGGCUAGAUUGGAAGUUUACUUGAAUGUUGAUAAAUUAGUUAGUUGUUUGAAGACUGAUUAUUAUGAUCCUGGCGUCUUUAAGUCUUUUAAUGUACAUAGAACCUGUAUAGGGAAAGACUCUAAGUUUGUUAUUCUUCUAGACGAUAAUUUUUAUUACCGAAGCAUGAGGUAUGAGUAUUAUCAGUUAGCUAGAAAACACACAGUUGGAUUUAUGCAGAUGUAUAUUGAUAUUAAUUAUAAUGUUGCCAUAAAGCAAAACUCGAAUAGAACCCAAAGAGUUCCUGAAGCUGUAAUACAAAGUAUGGCAGAGAAGUUUCAGCCUCCAAAACCAACAGAAAAUAGGUGGGAAGAUCCAACUUUUGUGACAGAGUCUUCAGAUGGAACAGACUUAAAGGCUCUCUGGGAUAUGAUAUUACUGAGUAUGUCAUCUCCAGUAUUGCCAGUUGAGAACAAUGAAUUGGAGAAAGAAGAAGCCAGACUCAUAUGCUCACGUAAUGUUGCCCAUCAGGCUGACUUGUAUUUGAGAUCCCUUGUUGGUAAAACUAUAAAAGAAGCACAGAAUACUAGUCCCAAGAAUAACAAAGAUUUUGCUGCUCAGGUUAAUACAGCUCGUCAGUUGGUCAUGGCAUCGGUACGUAAAGGUUCACUUCUGUUUCCACCAAGCAUAGCAGAAAACAUUGAUGAUACUAAUAAGGAAUCUUUUGAAAAGUUUCUUCUAGAAGAAUUCAAAAGGAAUUUGUAAUAUAGUGUAUUGUAAUUAAACUGUGGAAGUUUA
Macrobrachium nipponense is the source of this 996-nucleotide messenger RNA. RefSeq names its product L-seryl-tRNA(Sec) kinase-like (gene Pstk). NCBI's taxonomy places the organism in Eukaryota, Metazoa, Arthropoda, Malacostraca, Decapoda, Palaemonidae. The coding region runs from base 1 to 963 and encodes 320 amino acids. Gene Ontology annotation, molecular function: tRNA binding; kinase activity. The record is from RefSeq and is a predicted model, not a curated record. The transcript has a single exon.